This is a messenger RNA of Pseudocercospora fijiensis CIRAD86, 2435 nucleotides long. RefSeq lists its product as uncharacterized. NCBI's taxonomy places the organism in Eukaryota, Fungi, Ascomycota, Dothideomycetes, Mycosphaerellales, Mycosphaerellaceae. The record is from RefSeq and is a predicted model, not a curated record. The transcript has 2 exons. Gene Ontology annotation, cellular component: membrane. Bases 144 to 578 code for a protein of 144 amino acids.
GCAUCAUGAAUCGCGAGCAACAUCAUCAUCAUCAGCAGUGACCCAGACCGUGACACGUGCGAAGAACAGGUUGAACACACGGAGUACGCACCUGAGCAGACCUACCAGUACCUGAGCGUGCCAGCGCGCAUUUCUUGGACACAAUGACUCUCGGCGGCAUCAUUCUCGCCAUCGGCGCCAUCUUCCUUCCACCAGUCGCAGUAUUCAUCCGCACAGGCUGCGGUGCGCAACUCCUCCUAAACAUCCUCUUGUGCUUCCUGGGCUGGAUCCCCGGCAUUCUUCACGCCUGGUACGUGAUCCUCGAGUAUCCAUCAGCACGACAACGCCAUCGGAUCAAGAAAGCUCGCCGGCAGAGCAUGACUCGCGAGACCAUCUACGUGCCUCCAGCUACGCGCACGAGAUCGCAAAGUCGAAGCGUAAGCGGACAUCCGGCUGUAAGGACGAGGAGUAGGAGUGUUGGGCGGAUGAGUGGUGAGGCGGUAUAUGCGGGCACGAGACAGCCAUAUUAUAGCGACGAGUAUUACUCGCAUGAUCAGAGGGUUGGAUUUUAUCCUCCACCGCCGAGGAGCAAGUACUAGAGGGAGUUGGUUGUCGCUUGCCGAGAAUCGAUGAAGAGAUAGUUUAAGAGGAGCCAUGGUGGGGUGAAAGAUGAUCCAUGGGACUGGUGGAGAGGCUACCUUUAUGCUAUACGAGCGAAGAACAGCUGGACUGACCAGGCCUACGAACGAUUAACGACCUUUGGAUAUAGAUACCUCUUGAAGAACAAGACACGAAAUUGCGAUGAGAAAGACACUGUUCGCCAUUGCUGUCAAUUACUUAGUAUUUUGACCCACAAGCAUAAUCCAGACUCGCGCCUCAUCUAUAUCGUUACACGUAUAUACAGCAGCAAACGACAGCAACUCAUCUAAAAUGGCUUCUUGCCUAGAUCCUCGCGCAUUUUCCUGAACUCCUUGCUCUCAUAAAGCUUACACAUGGCCUGAUGCGUAUUCACGAAAUGCGACUGUCCCCAAGGCAAAUGUUCGUUCACUGACCAAAGCUUUUCAUGCACAAUCUUCAGCUUGUCUUCUUCGUCUGCCUGCGGGAAGAAGCCAUUCCAUACUCGAUCCACAAAUGCCACGGGAAAAGGACCAUCUUCCCUGUAGGCGUAGCUCAAGAAUGCCUGCUCAGCCAUUAAAUUGUCGUAUUUGUCUGCGUGCAAGAAUUCGCGAGUCAAGCGCGCGUGCAUGGCGAGAUUGGGUUGGAAUACCAUGACUCCUACAUUGAUCUCCUUGUAUCCUCCGACUUGUGUUCCGAAGAAGGUAUAAUCGCAAAUCUCCUCCUCUUUGAGUCUGUCCUCCUCGGGGAGGAGCUCGCGAAUGCAUUUCUGUGUUUCGUGGAGGUCGAAGAUCUCGUCGAUGUUCUGGAAUGGGAAUGCGUCGAGGUCCAGAAAGGCAAUCUUGCUGUAGUCUGUUUGGCGCCACAUGUUGAGCUUGGAAAACAGGUCUUUCCAGCGCCCAAAUGUGGCCUUGUUCGGAUGCCAUUCAAUGAGCUCGAGUUCGCGCACGAUUGCGCCAGAUGCUUGGAGCAAAUCACGGUGCUCCUGCGGGAUGAAUGGUGCCACGAAUACGGUAAGAGGGUACUUUUCCGACUUGGAUCUUGGAUCCCAUAGGACGCGAUAUGUCAAUUGCAUUGCUGCCAUGAAAUAGGGGUCGUGGAUCGUGCCAUUGCGCGUCGAGAGAUAUGUCGCGAAGGUUGGGUUUCCUGGACCUUUGAAGUUCUUUGGCAUGUAUUUGCGGAGGUGGUGGGUGUCGUACACGUUCGCGUCGCACAUGGUCAGGUUGAGAUCGAGCUGAAAGGCAUAUUUCGCGUCGUUGAACUCCUCUGGAGAUUUGCUGAGCUCCUCCAAUGCAUCUGCCAUGGAUGUCGCUGUGGCAGCCGGUGGGUUGGCAUCUCCGUCUGUUUUAUCUCCUCCUUCUUCUGUCUUGUCGGGAAGUCCCAACACUGCGGUCGGCGGAUUCGAAGUCGGCGUGUCUUCGUAGAUGGGGUCUGCCGCAGGAGGAGGUGUCUCAUCUUUGAAUUUGUCUGUGAAGCCCUUGGCUGCCUCCGGGACGUUCCAUGUUGAGGCCGUUGCCGGGAGCGUUGUUGAGGAGUAGAGCACGGCGAGCACGACUAUGGCACCGACGAAGAAGCAUAGACUCCUGAGGGCUUGUGGCAUGGUUGUCUGUUGUCGCGUGCUACCGCAUAGGGAGGACUGCACAGAAAAGAAGGGACGCUGGUUUGGUUUGGGCCACUACUGUCGCCUCCAUCUGCUGAUGCGCCCAGACGCCACCAUAACCAUUUCCGACUAAUAAGAAGGAUUGGGUGUACCUUGGGGAGACCGCCGAGGCACCCAAACCUCCUACCCUCCCCUGUAGUUGGCUAGCUGGCGGCUCACCCAAUUGAACGGCAAGGAAUUG